AUGAACUUCACAUGUAACAACUCCUGGUCUGCCGGCAACAACUCCUUGCCGUACGUGAAUGAUAGCUCAUCAAGCAGUAACUCGCGGUGUCUGGAUUCAUUACAGUCAAUAGCACUUCAGGCAAAUCCUUACGCCGCUUUCUUCCUGGUAGCGUUUGGUUCAUCCAUCUUCAUCGCAAUUGUUUCUUUCAUUACCGUGGUGGCCAACGGUUGUCUCCUCUUUGCUUUCUUCGUAGACCCACUAAAGAUUUUUCGCAGUCCAACUACAUAUUUUCUCAUUGGUUUAACAAUAGCUGACUUGCUGAGCGCCUUGGUUCAGGAACCGAUAUACGCUGCCUGUUUUAUGCUCCUGUACUUUCAGAGUCCUUCGGCAAAGAAAUGUUCACCCUUUAUGGCUUUUGGAAAACAGUUCGUAUCAACUACCAUGACGGUUUCCUUUAUCAUCGUUUUUGCCUUUACCCUGACGCAGUAUAUCGUGGUUGCAUCUCCAUUAAAGUAUGCUCGAUUGGUGACCAAGAAAAAGGUUUUGAUCGGCCUUGCCACCAUUUACGUCUACUCUUCAGUUUUGUGGUGCCUCCCCUUGAUGGGCUUGUCUUUGCACUACGUUGAAAUGUUUGAUUUAAUUGUCCAUAACUAUGUUUUAGUUGUCAGUACCGUUGUUCUCUACAUCCUUUUACACCGCCUGAUGAAGAAAAAGAUGGCAGCGGGAAACUCUCUUCAAGGGCAAGCUACUUCAAUGGAAGACAGUAGACACACCCAAUUGCAGCGCAACUUCGUGCGCGUAAAUUUUAUGCUCCUUGCCGUGCUGACCAUAUGUGCUAUGCCUCCAGCUAUCAUGUGGACAAUAGUAAUUUCCAUAGAAAAGACACUUAAUCCCUCGGUGAAUUUGCUGAUUGGCCAGCUUAUGUCUGAUAACCUGUUUUAUCUAAAGUCCCUUCUUAACCCAUUUAUUUACGCUUGGCGUUUGAAGAAGUAUCGGGAGGCUUUUUACAAGAGUUUCUAUCGCAAGAAAACUGGGAAAUACUCGGGAGAAACAAAAAGUGCUACUGGGACAAGAAGCAGAGGUGAACUAGUAGAAGUGUCAAGUUUCACGUCAAAUGCUGUAAGCUUUCUAUCCAGCCAAUCAGUGAUUACUUUGCUGAGCUUCAAAGAACUGGAAAAGUGG
Messenger RNA from Porites evermanni, 1164 nucleotides. Lineage: Eukaryota; Metazoa; Cnidaria; Anthozoa; Scleractinia; Poritidae. The record is from the annotation of a GenBank genome assembly.